This is a messenger RNA of Elgaria multicarinata webbii, 1141 nucleotides long. RefSeq names its product low affinity immunoglobulin epsilon Fc receptor-like. Bases 1 to 1068 code for a protein of 355 amino acids. NCBI's taxonomy places the organism in Eukaryota, Metazoa, Chordata, Lepidosauria, Squamata, Anguidae. The record is from RefSeq and is a predicted model, not a curated record. The transcript is spliced from 11 exons.
AUGGCUGAGGAGACUCAAUAUGGAAACUGGUUGUCAUCUCGCCUAGAGCCACAUUCCAGGACAGCAUUACAGCAGGCAGGGAUUUAUGUGUUGGCAUCAGCACCUCCUCCACCUUCCAAAGAUUCACUCAAUCAUUUGGAUGAUGGUGAUGAUUAUGAUGACUGCGGUAUUGUGACUCCAAUGGUUCAGAAAACUCAGAUGACUCCCUUCACUGUGGAAGAAAAAAGAAACAUGGAAAAUCAGAAAGCUCCUUCCAUCUCUGAGCCUGUACAACAGAAAGACCAUAGAAGGCUCUAUAUACUUAUUCUUUUUUUCUUGGUCGCCAUAUCUUUCCUGAUGUGCACAGGGGUCCUCUCUUUGGUCCUGAUAAAGUACUCAGCGCUAUCUGAGGAACUACAGGCCCUUAACUUGAACUUCUCAGAAAUGCUCAAGAGAGACUCAGCGCUAUCUGAGGAACUACAGGCCCUUAACUUGAACUUCUCAGAAAUGCUCAAGAGAGACUCAGCGCUAUCUGAGGAACUACAGGCCCUUAACUUGAACUUCUCAGAAAUGCUCAAGAGAGUGAAAAAGGACUUGAAUCAUGUAAAAGAAACACAAAAGAUUAGUGAAAGAACCGUCAGCAACACCUUCAGUCAAUUUGAGGACAUUACAGCAUCUAUCUGUAGAAGCUCUUCAAUCAAUAAUUCGUGCCCCACCAAAUGGAAGAUGUGGGGGGGAAACUGUUAUUACUUUUCAAUGGCAAAGAAAAGCUGGACUGAGGCUCUGUGGUACUGUAUUAAUAACAGGGCUCAUUUACUCAGUAUUUGGUCUGAUGCUGAAGAGGAUUUUCUGAUAAAUAACCUUGAUAACAGCUCGAUAUACUGGUUGGGUGUGACGGACUUAGAAAUGGAAGGAAAGUGGAGAUGGAGAGAAGGAGGUCAGACUGCAUCAACAUCUUUUUGGGAUAUUGGACAGCCACAGAGGAGUGAAGACAAGAACUGCGGUGUCAUACACCCCAAUGGGACAUGGGCUUCUGCUAUGUGUUCCCUUCCCUAUCACUGGAUUUGUAAACAGAAGCUGAUCUGUUGAAAUACCUCUUGAGCCUGCUCAUAGGACAGGAUUGUAUAUAAGCUGCUUUGCUUGCCCCUGACUCUUCCCUCCA